CCCACUCCUUCUUUCCUCCUCGCGCCCAUCUCUCCAUCCGUCCAGACUUCUUUUUUUAAAAUUAUUAUUACCCUCCCUGCAAACAUGGACAUCUUCUCCCCGUCGCAGGUCUACUACGACGCGUGCGCCUCCUCUCCGGACAGCCUGGAGUUUGGCCCCGGCGACGCCGAGCUCGACGGCUCCGAGGAGGACGAGCACGUGAGGAUCCCCGGGGCCCCCCACCAGCCGGGCCACUGCCUCCAGUGGGCCUGCAAGGCCUGCAAGCGCAAGUCCAACUUUGUGGACCGCCGGCGGGCCGCCACCAUGCGCGAGCGCCGGCGGCUGAAGAAGGUCAACCACGCCUUCGAGGCUCUGAGGCGCUGCACCUCGGCCAACCCCAGCCAGCGGCUGCCCAAGGUGGAGAUCCUGCGCAACGCCAUCCACUACAUCGAGAGCCUGCAGGAUCUGCUGCGGGAGCAGGUGGAGAACUACUACGGCCUCCCCGGAGGCAGCGGCUCGGAGCCCGGCAGCCCGCUGUCCAGCUGCUCCGACGGCAUGGCCGACAGCAACAGUCCACUGUGGCAACAUCUGAAUGCAAACUACUGCAACAGUUAUUCAUACGGCAGGAACGAGGGUCCCGGAGACAAGGCCGUGGGAGCCUCCAGUCUGGAGUGCCUCUCCAGCAUCGUGGACCGGCUGUCCUCGGUGGAGAGCAGCAGCUGCGGCCCGCCGCCGGCUCUGAGAAACACGGCCACCUUCACCCCCGGCAGCUCCGACUCGCAGCCGUGCACGCCGGAGAGCCCCGGAUCAUCCAGGCCCGUCUACCACGUCCUGUGAGGGACACGGCGCCGCCGCCGCCGCCGAUAUUUUGCCACGUGGGCCAAAGAGAUAAAAAAGAACACGCCCCGUCUGAAGGAGACUCGGCUCGUAUCUGAGGGACCAAGCAGCUUUUAUAUUGUACAUGAGAUUGUAAAUAAUGUAAAUGGCCAUUUAUUCUAUACAUGCUAUUAUACCCAGUGAGACAUAUUUAAUUAUGACAAGUUAAUGUUGCAUUAUUCCGACAUGAAGUGGUAUUUAAAGCAGUUUUCUCUCUUUCCAUGCUGUCAGGGACAUUAAAUCGUUCACCUUUUUUGUAUAAAAGUUUGAGCUUUUUUGUUUUUUUCUUCCUCUUCUGUUCCUUUGUGACCAUGUGCUCAAAUAUUUAUCACCACGUGUAAUAAGAUAAAAUUAUAGUGGAGGAAUAUGGUCCGAGUUCUUACUUCUAAUAAAUUUGAAGAACAGC
This is a messenger RNA of Pseudoliparis swirei, 1261 nucleotides long. It is a transcript of the gene myf5, whose product is annotated as myogenic factor 5. Gene Ontology annotation, molecular function: RNA polymerase II cis-regulatory region sequence-specific DNA binding; protein dimerization activity; DNA-binding transcription factor activity, RNA polymerase II-specific. NCBI's taxonomy places the organism in Eukaryota, Metazoa, Chordata, Actinopteri, Perciformes, Liparidae. The coding region runs from base 85 to 816 and encodes 243 amino acids. The record is from RefSeq and is a predicted model, not a curated record. Gene Ontology annotation, biological process: regulation of transcription by RNA polymerase II; positive regulation of myoblast differentiation; muscle organ development. The transcript has 3 exons.